GUCCUGGGAUGAAAGGUCUUUGGCCUUUUUCACUUCUAUUGAUGGUAAAGCCUUUUCACCAGUUUGAACGGAUAACAGAUAACCAGAACACUGCCAACAAAACUCAAGCAUCCGUCCAUGGCCUCCUCUGUUCCGCUUCAGCCACCAACGCCACCGCCUAUCACUUUCCCGCCACCACAAAAUACCACUCCGCCACCCCUUUCCCUUCCACUGCCACUUCCCGAACUUAAAACCCCCACAAUUCGCUCCCGCUUGAGCAAAAUAUGCCAGCAAGGCCAACCUAAUUUAGCCCGCCAACUGUUCGACACAAUUCCCCGCCCAACUACCGUCCUUUGGAACACCAUUAUUAUUGGUUUUAUUUGCAACAAAAUGCCACAAGAUGCCAUUUUGUUCUAUUCCCAGAUGAAAAAUUCCGCUCCUUAUACUUUUUGUGAUAACUAUACUUACUCUUCGGCUCUCAAGGCUUGUGCCGCCACACACAAUUUGAGAGUCGGUAAAUCUGUUCAUUGCCAUUUUAUUAGGGGCUUAUUGAACCCCAGUAGAAUUGUAUAUAACUCUCUGUUGAAUAUGUAUUCUACUUGUUUGAGUUCUUUGGGGGAUGGUGAAAUUGGUGGGUGUGGUUAUUCUGAUUUCGAUUAUUCGAAGUAUGAUUUAGUUCGUAAAGUGUUUGAUACGAUGAAAAGGAGAAAUGUUAUUGCGUGGAAUACUAUGGUUUCAUGGUAUGUAAAGACAGGGAGAUAUGCUGAAGCGGUUAGGCAAUUUAGGAUGAUGAUGAUAAAGGGAAUAAGACCCAGUACUGUUAGUUUUGUUAAUGUUUUCCCGGCUUUGUCAAGUUUAGGGGACUAUAAGAAUGGUAACGUAGUUUAUGGAUUGCUAGUUAAAUUGGGAAGUGAAUAUGUAAAUGAUUUGUUUGUUGUAAGUUCAGCUAUCUUCAUGUAUGCUGAGCUUGGUCUACUUGAUUUCGCUAGGAAGAUUUUUGACUGUUGCUUAGAGAGAAAUACUGAGGUUUGGAACACUAUGAUUGGUGGCUAUGUACAGAGCAGUUCUCCUGUUGAAGCUAUUGAGCUUUUUAUUGAAGCUAUGGUAUCAGAUGAAAUUGAUUUUGAUGAUGUGACUUUUGUAUCGGUCUUAACUGCAGUUUCACAGUUGCAGCAAUUGGACUUAGCUCAACAGUUGCAUGCCUAUAUAAUUAAGAAUUUGGCAACAUUGCCAGUUAUUGUAUUGAAUGCAGUUAUUGUCAUGUAUUCAAGAUGUGGCUUUGUCCAUACAUCAUUUAAAGUUUUCAAUAAUAUGCUGAAACGGGAUGUUGUUUCUUGGAAUACAAUGAUUUCGGCUUUUAUUCAGAAUGGGCUGGAUGAUGAAGGAUUAAUGCUUGUGCAUGAGAUGCAGAAGCAACAAUUUAUGAUUGAUUCCAUUACUGUUACUGCUUUGCUUUCAGCAGCUUCAAAUCUGCGAAACCAGGACAUUGGAAAGCAGACCCAUGCUUAUCUCAUAAGGCAUGGCAUUCAGUUUGAGGGAAUGGAAAGUUAUCUUGUAGACAUGUAUGCAAAAUCUGGUUUGAUUAGAGCUGCUCAACAAAUUUUUGAGAGAAACCAUACUGGAGACAGAGAUCAAGCCACUUGGAAUGCUAUGAUUGCUGGGUAUACCCAAAACGGAUUGAUUGAGGAAGUUUUCAUUACUUUUAGGCAGAUGCUUGAGCAGACCAUAACUCCCAAUGUUGUGACUAUAGCAUCUGUGCUCCCAGCUUGUAAUCCAAUGGGAAGUAUAGAGUUGGGAAAGCAACUUCAUGGAUUUUCCAUCCGUCAUUUGUUGGACCAAAGUGUCUUUGUGGGCUCUGCACUUGUUGAUAUGUAUUCCAAGUCAGGGUCAAUUUCUUAUGCUGAAAAUGUGUUUGCCCAAAUCUCUGAAAAAAAUCCUGUCACGUAUACCACAAUGAUAUUGGGCUAUGGUCAACAUGGGAUGAGUGAGAAAGCUCUCUCUUUGUUUCACACAAUGCAAGAAUAUGACAUUGAACCAGAUGCUGUUACCUUUGUUGCAGUGUUGUCUGCUUGUAGUUAUGCUGGCCGGGUUGAUGAAGGUCUUCAAAUUUUUGAGUUGAUGGAGAGUAAAUACAAGAUUCAGCCCUCAACUGAGCACUUUUGUUGUGUUGCAGAUAUGUUAGGUAGGGUUGGGAGGGUUGUUGAAGCCUAUGAGUUUGUCCAAAAAUUAGGUGAAGAGGGGAAUGUGUUGGAAAUUUGGGGUUCACUUCUUGGUGCUUGCAGACUUCAUGGAAAAUCUGAAUUGGGAGAAAUUGUUGCCAAAAAGUUGCUUGAAUUAGAUAGAAGAAACAACAUUACAGGCUAUCAUGUUUUGCUCUCAAAUAUCUAUGCAGAAGAAGGAAACUGGGAAAAUGCUGACAAAGUAAGAAAAGAGAUGAGAGAAAGAGGGUUGAGAAAAGAAAUUGGAUGCUCUUGGAUAGACACUGGAGGUUACGUGAACUGUUUUGCAUCUAAGGAUCAAGAGCAUCCGCAAACUGAUGAGAUAUAUGAGAUGCUGGAAGGAUUAGCCAUGGAAAUGAAAAAUGCUGGUUAUAGGGCUAGCCGAAGCUCCAAUCUAGAUGUAAUCUUGCAGUUUGAUGAAUGAACUGGAAUAUUUGUUAUAGACUUUGAAAUGGGAGAAUGCAAUCAUGUUAGUAAACUGAAGACAACUAGCCACAAAAAUUUUUGCUGUUGAAAGGCCAGUAAUUGGCCAUUAAAUUACUGCAGAUACAACAUGAUGGUUGUUGGUCUUUUGUCAAGACUGACAAUUUGGAUCUGCUCAACUUGCUCAGUUGAGCAGCUCUGUGUUUAGCAUAACUCCAAUGGACUUGAUGCUUGCAUGGUCUUUAGUGGUCAAAUUAAGCAUCGGAGACUGAAUCAGGGUUGAUUGGAUAAGCUGCUCAACUUUAUUUAAACAAGUCUUAAUUCAUUGCUCAGGAACAAAUUCCACAAUAUGCAAUUAAUUAUAAUUGCAGAAAUCAACAAUACCAUAGUCAGCCUAUUGUACUUCAAGUCCAGGAUGAACAGAUUCUACAAUGUGCUUUCUCCUCAUCAUCUGCAAUUGAGCAAGAUGAUAAUGGAGUUGCCAGGGGACUCCAUGCCAUGCCAUCUACUGCACAACCAGUUUGCACAGGUGUCCCUCUGCAGAAUCAUUCUAAGAUAAACCCGAGCAAUUGAAGGGGGUCAGCAGUGGACAUUCAACCAAGCAUUCUAAGUUUUUACUUUGUUUUGUCUUCCAUUAAAACACUGUUAGAUGAUAAUAAUCUCGUUUGCCAAUUCUAACAGGUAGAUAAUACAGUAUUCUUUUCCACACUGCAUUUAUAUAGAGUAAUUGUGGUUUUUGUUCAA
Molecule: messenger RNA, 3365 nt
Organism: Mangifera indica (mango)
Lineage: Eukaryota; Viridiplantae; Streptophyta; Magnoliopsida; Sapindales; Anacardiaceae
Product: pentatricopeptide repeat-containing protein At3g22150, chloroplastic
Exons: 2
Coding region: 118-2622 (834 amino acids)
Biological process (GO): RNA modification
Molecular function (GO): protein binding; RNA binding
Source: RefSeq, a predicted model, not a curated record